Molecule: messenger RNA, 1004 nt
Organism: Eutrema salsugineum
Lineage: Eukaryota; Viridiplantae; Streptophyta; Magnoliopsida; Brassicales; Brassicaceae
Product: chloroplastic group IIB intron splicing facilitator CRS2-A, chloroplastic
Exons: 9
Coding region: 146-898 (250 amino acids)
Molecular function (GO): peptidyl-tRNA hydrolase activity
Source: RefSeq, a predicted model, not a curated record
AAGUCUACUCCUUCCCAUCUCCAGCUUGAGCUUAUCUUCUAAAGGUUUCGUUUUCAGUUGUUCCAAAUCGUCCUUGGAAAUCCUCGAAAACCCGUCAAGUUCUUUUAUUUAUAGUUAAGAGUUCAUCAGAAACUCGUCGCCAUUGAUGGUUGCGGUGAUGUUUUGUGGGUCAUCAUCUCCUCCGAUUAAAUCUCUUCUCUACCCAAAAAGUUGUAAAUUUGGUCAAACGAAAUCGGAUUCGAAGAGACUCUUCUCUCUGCGUGCUUCGUUGCCUGUUUCUGAUAACAAGCUUCAAGCUGAAUACACACCAUGGCUUAUCGUUGGGCUUGGUAACCCUGGAACAAAGUACUAUGGAACAAGGCAUAAUAUUGGUUUUGAGAUGAUUGAUCAUAUAGCUCGAACAACAGACAUUUCCAUGAAUACGAUACAGUCCAAAGCUUUAGUUGGGAUAGGUGCUGUUGGAGAGGUUCCGAUUUUGUUGGUUAAACCUCAGGCAUACAUGAAUUUCAGUGGUGAAUCGGUUGGGCCAUUAGCAGCUUAUUAUCAAGUACCCUUACGCCACAUUCUGAUGAUAUAUGAUGACAUGGGUUUGCCUAAUGGUGUCUUGAGGCUUCAACCAAAAGGAGGACACAGCCACCACAACGGGUUGAAGAAUGUAACGGAACAUUUAAAUGGUUGCCGUGGCUUUCCCCGUUUAUCAAUCGGAAUUGGGAAUCCACCAGGUAACAUGGACAUGAAAGCGUUUCUUCUCCAGAAAUUUAGUCCCUUGGAGCGUAAACAGAUCGAUGCGGGAAUGAAACAAGGUGUUGAAGCUGUGAGGACACUCGUUGAAUGUGGAUUCAACGACACAAUCUCUCGAUUCAAUUUGGAGCAGAAAUACAAGUUCAACACAGUUUGACACUAUAGUCCCAACAUUGUUUGCAUCCUUUGUACAUAGUUUGUCUAUCUAAUCUCAAUAUUAUUAUUUGAGGAGACAUUUUAAAAUAUAACCUUUAUUUUAUAAA